CCAUUUCGGGACGAACUUUUCAACUUCCAUCGUCGAUCUGACGCUGGUAGCGGAAAUGCAAAGAGUAGAGCCAUUUCCAGACUACAGACUAUGUGCGACGUCUUUUAGAACGUGAACGGCAACGAUGUGAUGUGUUCGUGUUGCCUUUAUCACGCGGCACCGUAUCUGUUCGGGCGCGUACUGCCUGGCACUGCCGCGUACCAGAUUGGGGCAAUGUUCUUGGGUGGAUCGGGUAAAUUAUCACCUAGAAUGCGUCCGAUAAGCGGCGAAAAUCUGCGCCAUAGAACCGUCUCACUGUCUCCGGUGUGACGCUCGGCGGAUGUGUGUAUUUGUACAGUUCGGAAAGCGUUCCGUUGAAGUACCCUGGGGAGAAGCUUAUCUUGUUCAACUGUUGUUCGGCUUUAAACAGGGUCGUUAUCCGAUGCGGGAUGCCCUUAAAUUGGAGGCAGACCCGCACGGUUGGCGGUUGUGUUGGGAGCCGCUCCCCGUGUCAGUGUAAACAAUUUCGCUACGGGUUCUGAACUCAAUCCGUCAUUAAACCCUUACGGUGCAGUUCGGCGAAAUGUUUAACCAUUCCGUACUCAAAUCUGUUGGUUCUUGAUUCUUGAACCGUACGCUUGAUUCGGAUCAGUAAACAGAGAUUAAUUUCCAAUAAGCUGUUUUCCCAUUAAUGUUCUUGGAAUGUGAUUGUACGAAUUCGCGUUACUCACAGCGCUUCUUCCUUCCGCUCGAAGGGUCAGUUGACGUUGUCGCCACCGAUUAAUCCAUCUUGACGUCGUCGAGAGUAGCAUCAUCUGCUGAUAAGGUUUCCCACACAGUAGUCCAACACUAUCCGAUAUGGGCUGCAUUCCAGCGCUAUUCCCGUCAGUCUCGCUGUGCAUUUCUUCGAGAUCGGUUCGUGUCUCCGUAACGUGCUGUCCCGUUCGUGAUGGUUCUUCGAAUUUCGCUGCUGCUGCAGGCAAUCGUACUGCUGGCACUUUCCGGUUGUAUUUGCCGCGCACAGUCCAAAAACUACAAGUGCUCCAUUAUAAAUGAGGCCGGAUUUUGCUUCAUAGAGAACGUCUAUCUCGAUGUGUCUACCAACGGCAUUGGUGGAGACUCGAGUGCAGAUAUGAGGGUGCAAUUUCCACGCCACCCAACGCUGCUCAUCAAAUCCGGUGCGAUACCAUACUUCGGGAAGGACAUUUUUGCCCUGUUGGGCAGUACCCGGCAGCUGCAUGUGUACAACAGUACCAGCAUCAAGCACCUGUUCAUACCGGUAACGAACCUGACGGAGAUCAACGUCCAACGAAACGGACUCACGGAGUUUGAUGUGGAGCCGGUAGAAAAUCGCGAACUUAAGGUGCUCUCAAUCGUGCACAAUGGGUUGAUCAAUGUACCGCGCAACAUUCGCUUCCUGGUGGGAUUGGAGAAACUUUACCUCUACAACAACUCGCUCGAAUACUUUGACAUGGAGAUGUUGGGAAACGCAACGGCUUCGCUUAAAAUUCUUUCAAUCUAUGACAAUCACAUUAAAACGCUCGAUUCCCGGUCCGCUUUACUCUUCCCGAAGUUGCAAACACUAUCCCUCAGCAAGAACAAGCUUUCGUACGUACCGUACUUUGAGGAAUCGUUCCCUGCCGUUACGGUGGUGUCAUUGCGCAAAAAUCCUUGGAACUGUGGCUGGCUGCAUACGAUCAUGCAGUACAUCGAGAUGCGCAAAAUUCAGGUCGUCCGUAAGGAUGCUACCUGCCGCGAUCGGUGGAUCAGUGAGAUCUGCUGCACGUACACGGUGCUAGACUUCAUGUUUGAUCGUCAAGCCGCACAAAUGCACCAGCAGCAGCAGUUGCUGCGGAAUGUUUCGCACGAAAACCAACGGUUAGUCGAUACGGUGCAUCAACUUGCGGAUGACUUGCAUCGGUUGCAGUUGCAACUUGAACAACAACAACAGCCACAACACUCCACCGGCAAGAGUACUUCCGAUGCGAGGAUUAGUGAUGAUGUGUAGCUGUGCAGGUGUCAAGUGUAUUACGAAAGCAAUAAAGUGGCAUUACUUCAAACACACA
This is a messenger RNA of Anopheles funestus (African malaria mosquito), 2045 nucleotides long. RefSeq lists its product as uncharacterized. Lineage: Eukaryota; Metazoa; Arthropoda; Insecta; Diptera; Culicidae. Bases 929 to 1987 code for a protein of 352 amino acids. The record is from RefSeq and is a predicted model, not a curated record. Gene Ontology annotation, molecular function: protein binding. The transcript has a single exon.